CGCAGCCCAGUCCCGCCGGCUCCGCUCUCCGCAGCUUCCUGCUCCCGCCAGGCCGGGUCAGAGCCGAGCAUGGAACCCGGGGAGUCCCGGGAGCCCCGCGAGCCCGGGCCGGGAGCAGAGACCGCCGCGGCCCCGCACUGGGAGGAAGCCAAGACUUUCUAUGACAACCUCGCGCCCCAGAAGAAACCCAAAUCGCCCAAGCCUCAGAAUGCCGUCACCAUCGCUGUGUCCUCCCGAGCCCUGUUCCGCAUGGACGAGGAGCAGCGGAUCUACACGGAGCAAGGUGUGGAGGAAUAUGUGCGCUACCAGCUGGAACAUGAGAACGAGCCCUUCAGCCCUGGACCAGCCUUCCCCUUCGUGAAGGCUCUGGAGGCUGUGAACAGGCGGCUGCGGGAGCUGUACCCUGAGAGUGAGGACCUCUUCGACAUCGUCCUGGUGACCAACAACCACGCUCAAGUGGGUGUCCGUCUCAUCAACAGCAUCAACCACUAUGACCUGUUCAUUGAGAGGUUCUGCAUGACAGGCGGCAACAGCCCCAUCUGCUACCUCAAGGCCUAUCACACCAACCUCUACCUGUCGGCUGAUGCAGAAAAAGUGCAGGAAGCCAUUGAUGAAGGGAUCGCAGCGGCCACCAUCUUCAGCCCCAGCAGGGACGUGGCUGUGUCCCAGAGUCAGCUGCGCGUGGCCUUCGACGGGGACGCUGUGCUUUUCUCGGACGAGUCGGAACGCAUCGUGAAGGCCCAUGGGCUGGACAGGUUCUUUGAGCAUGAGAAGGCCCACGAGAACAAGCCUUUGGCCCAGGGCCCCUUAAAGGGCUUCCUGGAGGCACUGGGGAGACUGCAGAAGAAGUUCUACUCUAAGGGCCUGCGACUGGAGUGUCCAAUCCGCACGUACUUGGUGACAGCACGCAGUGCAGCCAGCUCGGGGGCCCGGGCUCUCAAGACCCUGCGCAGCUGGGGCCUGGAGACGGAUGAGGCCCUGUUCCUUGCAGGAGCACCCAAGGGUCCCCUUCUGGAGAAGAUCCGCCCGCAUAUCUUCUUUGAUGACCAGAUGUUCCACGUGGCUGGGGCUCAGGAGAUGGGCACGGUGGCCGCCCAUGUGCCUUAUGGUGUGGCUCAGACAUCCCGGCGGACCUCACCUACGAAGCAGGCCCCCCCUGCACAGUAGCUGAGCCACCAGCCUCGCUGACCCGCAGGCAUGGUUCCCUGUCCUACACGUCACCCAAUGGACCCUUCUGGUUCCUCAUCUCUCCGCCCUUCUGCAUGUCUGCCCUCAUCCCUGGGAGUGAGGUACCUGUAGGAAACUGUGCAGAUGGGGCCAGCAUCCUCACCAGCCCUCCUUUUAGGCAAAUACUGUGCCAUGAUCCUGAUCUUACUCAGAAAGUAAGACUGUGCAGAGUAGCUGAGUUUCGGAGGGAAGUUGAUGAGACUGAGGGUGGGAGAGUCAGAGCAGCCAGGAUGCCUCAAGGGGGCCUUCUGAAACUAGCUCAGUGUAGUACAAAGAGGUGGGAUCUGGCUCCUAAGCUCUGUCUUGGCAUUAAGUGUAUGACUUUAAGUUCCUUUGCAAGGGACUCUAGGAUGAGGUGACCCCCUGACGUGCACUGGUGAACACUCCAUCCUUGAAGGAGCCCCUGCAGCCCCUUUGUCACCAUUUCCUGGGGGAGAAUGCUCACUGCUUGAUGAGUCAGUUUCCCUAUCUUUUGGGUGGUUUUCAAUUUAGCUAAAGAAGCUUGGUUUUUAUAAGAUCGCCCUCUUUGAAGGAAGCAUGGUGUGCCGGGGCUGCUGCUGAUACAUACGGCGCUUUUGUACAAGUUAUAGAAGGACGAGGUCUUUGGAAUGAAUUAUGAAAAGGGAACCCUCCCUGUGAACUGACCCAGACCACACUGGGGUACACAGCUUGGAUAGCAGGAUAUAGGCUGGAUUUCAGCCCCCACUGGCUCCUCAGCCCAGAAGCCUUUGUCAAAUGGGCAAGACGCACAAUCAUCCACAGCCACUUCCCUACGGUUUUACACGUUUGGGAACCACUGGACUAGAUGACCUGUCUGCUUGAUCCCCUGACUCAUCAAGGGUCAGCAGAAAGGUGCUGUGUUUGUGGAAGGAGUGAGGGAGUGAAUUUAACUUGCAUGCAAACUCGCCUAUGGCCAGCAGGGGGCACUGCCGGAUCAGUGCUUCCUUUGCUGUUGUUUUUUAGCCAAAUUUAAUUUGUUCCUCCCUGCCAACUCCCUCAUCUCAGCCCCUACUCCCUCAGCGAUUGUAUCCUGCUGUGCUGCCAAGCAGCCCUGUUGGUGAAGGAAGAAGUGGAGAAUUGGUGUUUACCGUUGUGAGCUCAAAUGCAGGGACGAAAUCUCAAUGACUGAAGUGGGAGGUCAAUCCAGGAUUAGCCUGAGGGAAGGCCUGCCUGGGGUGAUGUAGAAAGUGCGAAGAGGUCUGGUUUGGGCCGUGACUGGCUAGUGAGGAAGGAGCUGAAAUGUGCACUAGCAAGAGUCUCCAGCUAUGGGAUUCUGAGUGGAAGUGGUGACCUCUUUGUCUCUCAAGAUGCUGGGCAAGGGACUCCAGGACGAGGUGACUGGUGAACUUGCAGGAGCCCCUACAGCACUUUUGUCACCACGUACAGGAGAGAACUCUCAUUUCUGGAUGAAUCAGCCUCUUCCUUUGCUGACCAGCCUGGCUCUCUCUGGAGAGAAGGUGGGACCUCCAGUGAUUAAUCCCAUGGGAAGACCCAAAGGGGUAAGCAGACAUCAGUGGUGGGGACUGAUUGUCUAGUUCCCCAGGGGGAAUCCCAGCUAUGAGCAACUACUUUAUGAAGAAAGUGGAGGUGUGUGCAGGGAGCUGGAAUGCUUCUGGGGGCAUCACUCUGGGAAAGGAGUGAUGGGCAAUGUGGAGCCUGUCCUUUGUCCUUCUGUCCGAAGGGCCCAGGUUCUGAGCAGGGUAGGGCAUAGUAGCAGAGUCAGAAAAAUAACCCAGGAGGGAGAACAAAGUGAGAAGACUGAGGUGGCUCUGGAAAUGAGCAACAGUUGGUGUGAGAAGAGGCCUGGACUCAGCUGGCCUUCUGAGUGCUGGAGCAGCCAGGAGUCUGACUGUGGGGAGGAGGAGUAAGGCUGUGCCGGGGAUGGGGAGCAGAGGGGUGCUGAGGCAGCCCUGCUGAUGCUUUAUCAGGGAAUGGGCAAGUGAUAAGGAUGUCCUUGCACAAGGUCAUUCCCAUCCACAGCCAGGCCCCUUCCAGCCAACAGAGGAGGCGUCCGGUCAGAGGACCUGGUUUGGAGCUCUUUCCUCUGCCGAAGCUCUCAGCCCAGCCAGAGAUAUGGCAAGACCUGAGGACAGCCUCAAGUAGAUGAAAAGGAAGUAAGAGAAGGAGCUCAACCCCAAUCACCUUUGAUCUUGGCUGAACCAUACCAAGGCCUUCUGCCUCGCUCCCUCUGGGGUCAGAAUCACCACUUGGAUGAGCCUCCGGGGCUCUCAGCUGGUAGCCGUGAGAGGCCUGAGAGGCUGGGCACAACCAAGGCUCACUGCUCGGACUCGGCUGAGGGACCAGGGUGGACACGUGCACUUCGAGGGCAGCACCAGAUGUCACCUAAUUAAGAAACACCCCAGGGACUCUGAAGAGGUCCUGCCUCUACGGCCUCAUGAUCAUAGGGCUGAUUCUCCCAGGGCUCUCAGGAAGCAGGAAGAUAUGAUGUGGAAAGCAGCAAGAUAAGGUGCAGUAAAAGCUAUCUAUUUCACUGGAGCACUGUUAAUAGACUCGGACAGCCCUGGGCAAUGAGAGACACAAGGGUCCAAAUUCUAUAAUUGAAACCAUAAAUGAGCAUUUCAGGACUGGAAAAGAGCUUUCAGUGGCUGCAAUAAACGGCCAGAAGUCCUGGGGGCAGGCUGAGGCAGCUGCCAGACACACCUGAUUGUUUCAAGUGGUGAGGAGGUGUGCUGGGGAGAAGAGUGUUUAUUGUGUCAGCAGGCAAAUUAAAAGUGAACGUGAAAGAGGAGAGUGAAAAAAGCUGGCUUAAAACUCAACAUUCAAAAAACGAAAAUCCGGUCCCAUUCCAAAAACGGUGUCCGGUCCCAUCACUUCAUGGCAAAUAAAUAGGGAAACAAUGGAAACAGUGACAGACUUUGUU
Molecule: messenger RNA, 4108 nt
Organism: Odocoileus virginianus texanus
Lineage: Eukaryota; Metazoa; Chordata; Mammalia; Artiodactyla; Cervidae
Gene: NT5C1A
Product: 5'-nucleotidase, cytosolic IA
Biological process (GO): nucleotide metabolic process; adenosine metabolic process
Cellular component (GO): cytoplasm; cytosol
Molecular function (GO): magnesium ion binding; 5'-nucleotidase activity; nucleotide binding
Source: RefSeq, a predicted model, not a curated record